Molecule: messenger RNA, 408 nt
Organism: Helicoverpa armigera (cotton bollworm)
Lineage: Eukaryota; Metazoa; Arthropoda; Insecta; Lepidoptera; Noctuidae
Product: transmembrane protein 60
Exons: 1
Coding region: 1-408 (135 amino acids)
Source: RefSeq, a predicted model, not a curated record
AUGGCAAUUUUACAUAGGGCCCUGUUUACUUGGUUUAUUUUCCUAGUCUUUUUAAUACUACUAUGCCUACGUUUAGAAUCUCGGACUCACUGGAAUUGGUUUAUUGUUUUCAUACCUAUGUGGGUUUACGAUAGUAUUUUACUGAUUUACGUAUUAUUUCAUAUGAUCUCACACUGUAGGAAUGGUAUAGAACGAUUCAGAGGAACUAUUAAUAAAAACGUAUGGUAUAUAGCUGCAAUAGGCUUGAAAAUGGCAGCACAAAUAAUAAUAUGCAUCAAAUUGGAGUACACCAGAGUGAAUUUACCAAUAUACGUCGUCAUGACUCCUAUAUGGAUGUUACUGCCUGUUCUCUGUGUAGAAGUAUUUAUGCAUUUAAUAAAGCAUUCAAGUGGUAGUAGUAGAUACUAA